Molecule: messenger RNA, 2158 nt
Organism: Haliotis rubra (blacklip abalone)
Lineage: Eukaryota; Metazoa; Mollusca; Gastropoda; Lepetellida; Haliotidae
Product: histidine N-acetyltransferase-like
Exons: 4
Coding region: 131-787 (218 amino acids)
Molecular function (GO): acyltransferase activity, transferring groups other than amino-acyl groups
Source: RefSeq, a predicted model, not a curated record
GGACAGGUCAAGUAUUUUCUUCGAGUGCACAUAAUUAACCAACUAUCAGUCGUGUUAUGCAGGCUGACCUACAACGACUAACCUCCGCGAGGUUGUGCGUUACGGGCCACGUUUGACUCGUGAGUUCUACAUGCAGUCAGAAGUAACCAUGUCUGACUAUCACAUACGGCCUGCCACGGUUGAUGACUAUGACGGUGUUAUGGAAAUCGGGGAUGUGUACUUUGGGAUUGACUACCUGCGGGAUCGUUACCAUCUCUUCAUGGACGACCCUAACGCCACGUCUUACGUCUACGUCGUGGGUGAGGAGAUAGUUGGCUUCUGCACCGCUUUCCUGAUCGACGAUGGUUUGACCUUUCUUGUACGAGGCAGCAGGGUAAAGGAGGGCUUCCGUGGACAAGGCGUUUACGGCCGUCUAAUGACACAUGUAUACACUGAGUACAAGGACGUAGACAGCAUCAUAUACGACGCAAUGACAACCAACGAUUACAACUUUGAAGCUAAGAAAGACAGCCUGAAGAAAACACAUACUGAAGUUUCCAGAAAGUGUUUUCUCAAUUACCAAUUCAAGAUGGAAGAUGUAGAUACUCCCGCCCCCACAACCGGUCCAGUCCUGGAGGAAGCCAACUCGUCAGUUAUGAUGUCAUUAUUUGAGGACAAGAAUACUCGUGAGAAACUUUUCCCUGAAGGCAAGAUAAUAAUUGACUGGGUUCCUCUGCGACUGUUACUUGUUAACAUGAAAUACAUACUCGCGCCAAACGCACUGGCUCUCCAGUCAAGGGGGCGAUAACUCCCACGUGUCACUCCUCACCGUAGGAACACCAAUAUGGUGUGAACGUGGCAUGAGGUACUCAUUGGAUGUCUUCGGAAGUGAUGCCUCUGCCAUACAUCAUCACAUGACACGUCACUUAGAAUAUCUGCGGUCGCUGACACAGGGGGACGUGGUAUUUCAGAUCAUAGCUGUAUUCGAAUUAGGAAAUAUCGGGAAAGAUAUUAUGAGAGAUCUAGGUGUUCCUCUAUUAGAUUUUCCGAUGUCUGAAAUGAUCUAUUUUGAAAAGAGUUUCCGAUGAAAUCAGUUAGCUAUUUGCGGCAAAUGAGAGAGUCAGACUUCAUUUCUCCUUAAUUUCAUUUGCUGACGUUACAGCUGCACACACACUCACUGAAUGAGUUGAAAUAUAAUGCGACACAGAGAUUAGUUCAGUUAUACAUCCAUGAGACCCAGUUUAUAUGGAAGGAAAGUUAUAUUUCAAAACAAAUUCCUCAAACACAUUUUGAUAUUGAAUAUUUACUUACUGUUUAUAACAGUUUUGCUUAGGACGCAUGGUAAUGAUCGUUACAUAUGUUCUGAUAGGUUUUACUUACAACACAUUUACUGAGCGGCAGCAGCCGAAGUCGGACCAUCGUACUGGGGACAGUGGGGACUUAAAUACGCCUGCUUCCUACACGGUUCCCCACCAUCCCUUCAGUUGUUGGCGAGUGUAUGCAAUGGUACCAACGAUUAAAAUACACAAAUAUAUUAAGACUACACACGUGGCUGGAAGAAAAUAUAUUAAAUGAUGCGGUCUGAUAUGUCCUCUCAUGGGGCCAAGAGUUUUACAUUACUUCAAGCCCCUUUAAGGAUACAGCCACUAACCAUCCAAGUUUAAAAUAAAACACUACCAAUAUUACACAACAGCUCUCUACACAUUGUCAAGAUGUAUGAAUUAACUCAGUUUCUUUUAAAAAUCCGAUGAUUAAAAAGAUCUUUUAUAGAUGACACUUUGAAACCAUAGGGUUGCGACAGAUACAAUUCAGCCUUUUCCUUUGCCUUCCCGGCUUGCUGGCAGUCAUUUUUGCGGAGGACUUAGGAAUACAUUCAUCGGCUAUUGUGUUUAGUUCAUCAGAGAAUAACUGCCCGCGGUCGGAAACAUCUGUGAACAGUUCAGGUUUUCAUUUGUUUGAAGAGAGUAUUUCAGACGUAGGCCAGUGCCUUUAGGGCAGAGGAAAAUCAGAUGGAGUCAUAGUUUUGAGAAUGUUUGGAAAAUUGUGAUUCCACAGAAUUUGUCAUGGACUAAAGUGAAACAUAUUAAGGAGAUCAAAGUCUGUUAUAGAUGAAUUAUAAUGUAAAUAUGUGGUGGGAUUAUCAUUAAACAGACAUAUUGAAAUAAAACUUCAAGUAGUU